AUGAAGGGAGCUAUUCUGGGUGCCGCAGCUGUGCUGCUGGGCUCCGCGCAGGCCGAGGUCCACAAGAUGAAGCUCAAGAAGAUCCCGCUUUCUGAGCAGCUGGAGAGCAUCCCCAUGGAGAGCCAGAUGCGAGGUCUUGGCCAGAAGUACAUGGGCGCCCGUCCCGACGCACAUGCUCAAGCUGUGUUCCAGGACACAUCCAUCCACAUGGACAAGGACCACACUGUUCCCAUCUCCAAUUUCAUGAACGCUCAGUACUUCUCCGAGAUCCAGAUCGGUUCGCCGCCCCAGGACUUCAAGGUCAUCCUCGACACCGGCAGCUCCAACCUCUGGGUUCCCUCCUCUUCCUGCGGCAGCAUCGCCUGCUACCUCCACUCCAAGUACGAUUCUUCCGCUUCUUCCACAUACAAGAAGAACGGCACCGAGUUUGAGAUCCGCUACGGAUCCGGCAGCUUGAGCGGCUUUGUGUCCCAGGAUACUAUGACUAUCGGUGACCUUGAGAUCAAGAACCAGGAUUUCGCCGAGGCCACCAGUGAGCCCGGUCUAGCGUUCGCCUUUGGUCGUUUCGACGGUAUUCUUGGUAUGGGGUUCGACCGCUUGUCUGUCAACGGCAUCGUCCCUCCUUUCUACCAGAUGAUCAACCAGAAACUGAUUGACGAGCCUGUCUUCGCCUUCUACCUCGAUGGGGAGAACGGCGGCGACAACUCCGAGGUCGUCUUCGGUGGCGUUGACGAGGACCACUACAAGGGCAAGAUCACCGAGAUCCCCCUGCGACGCAAGGCCUACUGGGAGGUUGACCUGGACUCCAUCUCUCUUGGCAAGGAGACUGCCGAGCUUGAGAACACUGGUGUCAUCUUGGACACUGGCACCUCUUUGAUCGCUCUGCCCACCGAGCUUGCUGAGCUGAUCAACAAGGAGAUUGGUGCUAAGAAGAGCUACAACGGCCAAUACACAAUCGAAUGCUCUCUCCGUGACUCGCUGCCCGACGUCACCUUUACGCUGAGCGGCUACGACUUUGCGAUAAGUGCGUACGACUACAUUCUCGAAGUUCAGGGCAGCUGCAUUUCCACUUUCAUGGGAAUGGACUUCCCUGCUCCAGUUGGUCCCCUUGCCAUCCUGGGUGAUGCCUUCCUCCGAAAAUGGUACUCCAUCUACGACCUUGGCAAGGGCACAGUCGGUCUCGCCGAGGCCAAGUAG
This is a messenger RNA of Anthostomella pinea, 1197 nucleotides long. Lineage: Eukaryota; Fungi; Ascomycota; Sordariomycetes; Xylariales; Xylariaceae. The record is from the annotation of a GenBank genome assembly.